Messenger RNA from Arachis ipaensis, 1327 nucleotides. RefSeq lists its product as uncharacterized. The record is from RefSeq and is a predicted model, not a curated record. NCBI's taxonomy places the organism in Eukaryota, Viridiplantae, Streptophyta, Magnoliopsida, Fabales, Fabaceae. Gene Ontology annotation, biological process: regulation of DNA-templated transcription. Gene Ontology annotation, molecular function: DNA-binding transcription factor activity; protein dimerization activity.
UUCUUCUUUCCUUUGAUAUUUCUUAGAAGCGCAUUCAUUUCAAUACCCCCCUUUGCUUUUAAUUAAUUCCAUACACACCCUUUUCCUUUCUAUUGAAUUCAUUCAUCUCAUCAUCUCACUCUACAAUACAAUAUGCUUUUUGCAGUCACUCCCCAUUUCAGUAAAAUCUCGUUCCAAAUGCAAUGCUUCUUCUUCCACUCUUAGGUCCCCUCCUCUAGCUACCCUCCCUAUAUCUACCAUCUAUACACCAAAGCAAGACUUUCUUCACAAUCUAAGCUAAAUUAUAUUCAACCAUCAACGACCCACCCCUUCUCCAUCUUUUAAUCAUCAACUGUAUCUGCAUAGCUUUUUUAUAUAUGCUAAUUAAGUGGCCGGUGUUUCAUUUCCAGUCAUCAAACAAAACCCAACUUCUUCUCAUCAUCACGAUCUUCAAACUUGUUAAUUUAAUUUGCUGAUAGAUGAUGGAUACCACAAACCUGCAGCAGAAUAAUAAUGCUACUGUCUUCACUGCUGCUACUUGGACAGAAGUUGAUCAUAAUCACAUCAUUCACCAAAUCCCUAACAUCAUGGCUUCUGGGGUUUUCCCAAACUACCAUCACCUUCUUCAAAUUCAUCAUCAUCCAUCAACAACCACUACUGCACUGCCCUCUUCUUCUUCAUCGGGGUUCCUUGGUGACAUACUUGGAGUAGUGCACCUAGAACACCAAGAGCAAGAACAAGAUCAUGAUCACGAUCAUGAAGAUGAAGAGGCAGAAGAGGAGCUUGGAGCCAUGAAGGAGAUGAUGUACAAGAUCGCAGCUAUGCAGCCCGUGGACAUCGAUCCCGCCACCAUUAGGAAGCCAAAGAGGCGAAACGUUCGCAUCAGCGACGACCCUCAGAGCGUGGCGGCGCGCCACCGCAGGGAGAGGAUCAGCGAGAAGAUUCGGAUCCUGCAGAGGCUUGUUCCCGGUGGAACAAAGAUGGACACAGCUUCCAUGCUGGAUGAAGCAAUUCGAUAUGUUAAGUUCUUGAAGAGACAAAUCAGGUUGCUUCAAUCCACUACUCCUCAUCAACCGCCACAAUGCAAUUAUGUUGGUCUUCCUAAUAAUUCUAACAGUGCCUUCUCUUUAGGCCCUUCUACUUCUGAUUGGCCUUUUGCACCCACCACCACGCCCUCCGCCGUGCCUGCCUCAUUCGGAUUCAAUGCCGGAGGAGGUCAUCAUGCCCCCUCCAGCUUUAAUCAUCAUGAGGUAAUUAAUGAAUGAUUAGUAUUUCAUUAAUUAGGGUUAUUUCUAAAACAUGUGCAUCUAUUAAUUUAUUGUCCGUAGGCCACAACUAUUGUUCGUCU